Molecule: messenger RNA, 5085 nt
Organism: Capsicum annuum
Lineage: Eukaryota; Viridiplantae; Streptophyta; Magnoliopsida; Solanales; Solanaceae
Product: ABC transporter C family member 4
Exons: 10
Coding region: 366-4895 (1509 amino acids)
Biological process (GO): transmembrane transport
Cellular component (GO): vacuolar membrane; plant-type vacuole
Molecular function (GO): ABC-type transporter activity; ATP hydrolysis activity; ATP binding
Source: RefSeq, a predicted model, not a curated record
UUUUUGGGCCACUUAAAUUGCAGGAAGGGAGCAUUGACUAAAGUGAUAUUUCCAUGUGAGUACAAAAUCAAAUCUCGCAAUUAUUGAACGGCUGAUUAUGUUAUGAUAUAAUUAAUGUUAAAGAUGGUAUAAACUUUCAUGAAAAAUGGUUAGUAAAUUGUUGUCAUGUACCAAAAAAAAAAAAAAAAAACUUCUUGUCUCUUCAUGCCAAGUUCUCUCUCUCUCUUCAUGCCAAGGUUAUGUGUGUGAGAAAAAAUAGUUACUUAUCUUGUUCUCUUAACAGAUAUUUGAUUAGUUUUCUUGGAGCUCUUUUGCUUCUUGUUUUUGCAGGAAACAAGAGACAAGUGAGCUAAAUUGUAGUUAUCAUGGUAGCUGAUUCUUGGCUCACAAAUCUUGAUUGUUCUGCUUCUUCUACCCACUCCUCAGAUAAUACUUCUUUUGUCUUAGUUGUUAUAGAAUGGCUUAAGUUCAUUUUUCUUUCACCAUGUCCUCAGAGGAUUCUGUUAUCUUCUGUUGAUCUGCUUUUCUUGUUUGUUCUACUUGUACUAGCUGUUAAAAAGUUAAGUUCAAGAUUUGUCAUCAAGAAUGAAAAUUCAACAGCUUCUCUUGAUAAACCUCUACUAGGUGGUGAUGAAAGGUUUCAAUUUAGGGUCACCUUUUGGUUCUAUGGAUCUUUAGUCGUGACAGCUCUUUUAGCCAUAUGUAAUUCUGUUCUUUGCAUGUUGGCCUUUAGUCAAGGUGUUCAAUCAAGAUGGGAAAUAACAGAGGCUUUUUUCAGACUAAUUCAUGGUGUAACUUAUUUUGCUAUUUUUGUUUUGAUUGUACACGAGAGGAGAUUUGUUGCUGUUUCUCAUCCCAUGGCACUUCGUGUCUAUUGGGGGAUGAGUUAUGCUAUAGUGCUUCUCUUUGCAAUUACUGCUAUUGCUCGUCUGUUCUUUACUGGAGACAAUUUGGUUUUGAGAAUGGAUGAUAUAGUUGUCUUGGUUUGCUUCCCUUUGUAUUUGUGUCUUCUUGUUGCUGCUAUAAGAGGAUCAUCUGGAAUUUGUAGAACCAGCCAACUGGAAAAUGGUGGAAAUUCUAGGCUAGAAACAGAUGAGUUGGAUUCUAAUGUGAGUGGAUAUGGCACCGCUUCGCUGUUCUCUAGAUUGGUGUGGAAUUGGAUGAAUCCAGUGCUUAGUAAAGGAUACGAAUCCCCUUUAAAGUUAGAUGAAGUGCCUUCGCUUCCACCUGAUUUUAGAGCUGAAAGAAUGGCUGAUUUUUUCGAAAAAAAUUGGCCUAAGCCAGGUGAAAAUGUGAAGUAUCCUGUACUAAUGACAUUAUUCCGAUGUUUCUGGAAAGACAUUGUUAUAAUUAGUGUCCUUGCGAUAGUACAGUUGGUUGUUAUGUAUAUUGGACCAGUUCUAAUCCAGAGUUUCAUUAAUUUUACUUCUGGGGAUAGAUCAAACCCUUAUGAGGGGUAUUAUCUAGUCCUGGUUCUAUUUGUUUCCAAAGUAAUUGAAGUUGUUACGUCACAUCACUUCAAUUUCCAAUCUCAGAUGCUUGGAAUGAAGAUUCGGUCAUCCCUUAUCACUACUUUAUACAAGAAAGGCCUCAGAUUGACUUGUUCUUCUAGACAGGCUCAUGGUGUUGGACAAAUAGUGAAUUAUAUGGCUGUUGAUUCCCAACAGCUUUCUGACAUGAUGUUACAGCUGCAUUCACUAUGGCUGAUGCCAUUACAACUUGGAGCUUCAUUACUUCUCUUGUAUUAUUACAUGGGUGUUUCAAUGUUCGCUGCAUUUAUUUUAAUUAUUGGAGCUAUGAUCAGUACAUUGUGGAUGACGCGCAAAAACAAUCAGUUCCAGCUCCAGUUGAUGUUGAAGCGCGAUUCAAGGAUGAAGGCUAUAAAUGAACUGUUGGGAAAUAUGCGUGUCAUCAAGUUUCAGGCAUGGGAAGAACACUUCAAAGAAAAAAUCCGCUCUUUACGUAAUAAGGAAUUUAGUUGGCUUAGUAAGUUUAUGUACUUGCUUUCUUGCAACUUGUCAGUACUGUGGAGUAUGUCACAGGUCAUAGCAGCUUUUACAUUUGGAGCUGCAAUCAUUUUCAAAAUCCCUUUAGAUGCUGCGACAGUAUUCACAGCAACAACAGUCUUCAGAAUUUUACAGGAUCCUAUCAGAACCUUCCCCCAGUCCCUUAUGUCGCUUUCACAAGCCAUGAUAUCUCUAGGUAGGUUAGAUGGAUAUAUGACAAGCCGUGAAUUGGAUCAUAAAGUUGUCGAAAGAGAAGAAGGCUGUAGUGGGAGGAUUGCGGUGGAGGUGAAAGAUGGGAUGUUUUCAUGGGAAGAUGAUGGUGAUCAAAUUGUUCUGAAAGACAUAAAUGUUGAAAUUCGAAAGGGGGAACUUGCUGCAAUUGUUGGAAUGGUUGGAUCAGGAAAGUCUUCUUUGUUGGCAUCAAUUCUUGGUGAACUUCAUAAGUUAUCGGGAGAGGUCAGAGUCUGUGGAAGCACUGCUUAUGUUGCCCAAACCUCAUGGAUACAGAAUUGUAGUAUCCAAGAAAACAUCUUGUUUGGUUCGCCAAUGAACGACAAAAGAUACAAAGAUGUACUCCGGGUUUGUUCCUUGGAGAAAGACUUCGAAAUUCUGGAACAUGGAGACCAAACUGAGAUAGGAGAACGAGGAAUCAACCUCAGCGGAGGUCAGAAGCAGAGGAUACAACUCGCAAGAGCAGUAUAUCAGGACCGCGACAUCUAUCUUCUUGAUGAUAUUUUUAGCGCUGUAGAUGCUCAAACUGGGUCAGAAAUAUUUAAGGAAUGUGUAAGGGGAGCUUUGAUGGAUAAGACUAUUGUUCUUGUCACUCACCAAGUUGACUUCUUGCACAAUGCAGAUCUUAUAUUGGUCAUGAGAGAUGGUAAGAUUGUGCAGUCUGGCAAAUAUGAAGAGCUUUUAGAAGCGGGUAUGGAUUUUGGUGAUCUUGUUGCUGCACAUGAGAACUCAAUGGAGCUCAUGGAAAGUAGCACUGGUGCUUCUGGUGAAUGCGACCUGCAAACACCAAAAUCACCUCAUCAACUAACGCCAAAGUCACCCCACCAGAAAUGUCAAGAGGAGGCUAAUGGUGGAAGCAGUUCUUUAGACCAACAACCAAAAGGUAGCUCCAAGCUUAUCAAAGAUGAGGAAAGAGAGACUGGUCAUGUCAGUUUUGAUGUCUACGAGCAGUACUUCACAGAGGCUUUUGGAUGGUGGGGAGUAGCAGCUGUAGUAAUUAUUUCUUUAUUUUGGCAAGGGUCCACUAUGUUGAGUGACUAUUGGCUAGCAUAUGAAACUUCAGAGGACCAUAUAUUCAAUCCUUCUCUAUUUAUAGAGGUUUACUCAUUCAUAGCUGUCAUUUGUUGCAUCUUUGUGGUCGGCAGAUCAUUUCUUGUCGCGUUUUUGGGUCUCAAAACAGCUCAACGUUUCUUCGAUCAAAUUCUCGAUAGCAUACUGCAUGCUCCAAUGUCAUUCUUUGACACUACUCCAUCAGGAAGAAUAUUAAGUCGAGCAUCAACUGAUCAGGCAUAUGUUGAUUUUAUGAUUCCACUGUUUCUAAGUAUUGUGCUUCUGAUCUACUUUUCAUUAGUUGGCAUGCUGUUCAUAACAUGCGUGAGUGCUUGGCCAACUAUCUUCCUUAUAAUCCCCCUAGUUUGGCUCAAUAUCUGGUACCGGAGAUACUACAUUGCAUCCUCGCGCGAAAUAACCAGACUUGGUUCAAUCACCAGAGCUCCAAUCCUCCAUCACUUCUCUGAAACCAUAUCAGGCAUCAUGACUUUACGCUGCUUCAGGAAGCAGGAUAAGUUCUUUCAAGGAAAUGUUGAGAGGGUCAAUGCUAAUCUACGGAUGGAUUUCCACAACAGUGCAUCAAAUGAGUGGCUAGGUCUUCGCCUAGAGUUUAUUGGUAGUAUUUUGAUCUGCAUUGCUACCACUAUCAUGGUCGUGUUGCCAAGCUUUGUUAUCCCACCAGAAUACGUUGGCUUGGCACUAUCCUAUGGACUGCCUCUAAAUAGUGUGCUCUUUUAUGCCGUGUUCAUGAGCUGUACGGUUGAGAACAGAAUGGUUUCAGUUGAAAGGAUAAAGCAGUUCAUAAGAAUACCAUCAGAAGCUUCAUGGAGGAUAGCAAAUUGUCUUCCAUCUUUGGAUUGGCCAUAUCAUGGUGAUAUUGAGAUCAAUAACUUGAAGGUUCGGUACAGGUCCGAUACACCACUGGUUCUGAAAGGGAUCUCUCUUAGAAUUAAUGGAGGAGAAAAAAUUGGCGUUGUUGGCCGGACUGGAAGUGGGAAGUCCACUCUCAUACAAGUUUUCUUUAGGCUGGUGGAACCUUCAUCUGGAACCAUCAUCAUUGACGGUGUUGACAUUUGCAAGCUAGGACUUCAUGAUCUUAGAUCACGCUUCGGUAUCAUUCCUCAAGAACCAGUUCUAUUUCAAGGGACAGUUAGAAGCAAUAUUGAUCCACUAGAACAGUAUUCAGAUGAUGAAAUAUGGAAGAGUCUUGAGCGCUGCCAAUUAAAAGAUGUGGUAGCAGCAAAGCCUGAGAAACUUGAUGCUCCAGUGGUAGAAAGUGGAGACAACUGGAGUGUUGGACAAAGGCAACUCCUUUGCUUAGGGAGAGUCAUGCUCAAGAAAAGUAAGAUUCUGUUCAUGGAUGAAGCAACAGCUUCUGUUGACUCUCAAACUGAUGCUGUCAUCCAGAGGAUCAUCCGCGAGGACUUUGCAGCCUGCACUAUUAUCACCAUUGCUCACCGAAUACCAACUGUGAUUGACUGUGACCGUGUGCUCGUUGUAGAUGAUGGAUGGGCAAAGGAAUUUGAGAGACCAGCUACCUUGCUUGAAAGGCCAUCAUUGUUUGCAUCAUUGGUUCAAGAGUACUCCAACAGAUCAACAGGUGUAUGAAUAAAAAUUACUUAAGUUUGGAUGUUUGAGUCCGAUUAGCAAAAAGUUGCACGAUAUUUUCUUUGUAUCUCUGUUGUCAAAAUUCCCUUUUUAGAAGUGCAGCUCUUGUAUCCGAAUUUUGUAGUCAAAUAAUUUUUAGAUGAGUGAUCAUGUAACAUGAUAUUUUUCUAAAAUAAUGUGUUAUUUUUUA